ACAAUUAUGGUUAAUAUGACAUCCGUAGUGUAUUUACUCCCGUAUUUGCCAUUAAUCGUGCCUGCAUCCUAUGUUAUCGAUAAAAAGGGUAUACGAUUUACACUACUCUUAGCAGCAAGUGGUAAUUUCAUUGGAUCGUUGUUAAAAGUAUUUUCGGCACAUCCAAAUCUAUUUUUUCUUGGAUUAUUUGGCCAAACAAUAUCAUCUGUUGCACAAGUAUUUUUGCUAAGUAUGCCACCAAAAUUAGCUGGAAUAUGGUUUGAUGCAAAUCAAAUAAGCCUGGCGUGCACAAUUGGUAUACUUGCAUCUGAAUUAGGCAUAGGAGCAAGUUUUUUAUUUACACCGAUUGUUGUUCGCGAUCAUGCAAAUAUGAACGAAAUUGGAAAUGAUUUAUUUAUGCUAUUUUUGAUUGUUGGAAUAGCUACUUUUACUAUUCUAGUAUUAACUAUUUUAUUUUUCCAAGAAGAACCUCUUACACCUCCAAGUGAAGCACAAAAAUUAAAAUCUCAAGAAAGCUCGAAUACAAUCAAAUCUUUUAAAGCUUUAUUAAUCAAUCCACCAUUUGUGAUGUUAAUGUUUGCUUUUGCUAUAAAUAUCGGAAUUUUGAACAGUGUUAAUUCAUUGUUAAAUCCAAUACUACUACUACAUUUCCAAACUAAUGGUGAACGAUUGGCUGGUAAUGUUGGAGUAAUUUGUGUUGUGUUUGGAGUUUUGGGUUGUUUUAUUUUUGGAAUACUUUUAGACAAGACUAAAAAAUUCAAAGAACUUUCAGUAAUUGUUUAUGUCAUGUCAGUAAUCGGAAUGUUAGCAUUUACAUUUGCGGUAGCAUCAGAAAAUAAAAUAUUUAUAUAUUUAUCUGCCAUGGUGUAUGGAUUUUCAAGCAGCUAUUUGGUUGUGGGAUGUGAAACAGGCGUUGAAUUAACAUACCCCGAAAGUGAAUUUAAUUCAUCAGGAUUAUUAUUUGGUAUAUCAUUUACAACAGGUGGAAUUUUUACAUUAUUAUUUACUUUCAUUCUGGAAACCACUAGUGAUUUCUGGUCCAAUAUGGUCAUGGUUAUAUUACUGACUAUUGGAACUGUGUUGACAAUAUGUACACGUAACGUUUGUAAACGCCAAGACGCUUUACGACCAUACAAUUUAAAUGAAAAUGUGAAUCAGAAAAUUGAAAAAUUUUAAGGCUUUUUUCGAUAUUCUUCAGUGAAUGAAUGUUUUUACAGUGAAUUUCUUGGCUUAUAUUUUAGCCCAGAUAAUAUUUCUGGCUUCAUCUCUUAGACCAUUUUUUAUUUAUGAAUAUUUAAUUAUUAAAACAUAAGUUUUCAAGAUCUGCACUUGUCAAACAUUUCCUUGGAAGUAUUUGAAGUAAUACUUUACAUCUUAUUGUAUAAAAAUGAGUAAAUAUGGAAGGGAUAUCAAGCGAUUUAAACUUGCGAAGUUCUGAAAACGGAUUUCUUUUCGUAUUUUGGAUAGUACUAGCAAUUUUCUGGACCCUUCUUUUUCUAGAGGUUUUUCUAAGCCUCGCGUGGAACAAGAGUCAGGAAGGUGACAAAUGGUUGAUCACAUUGACAAAAAGUUAAUAAUGCGAACAAAAGAAAGGCAACUUUUUAUAAAUAGACAAUGAUUUUAAAA
This is a messenger RNA of Chrysoperla carnea, 1626 nucleotides long. RefSeq lists its product as uncharacterized. Gene Ontology annotation, biological process: heme export; transmembrane transport. The record is from RefSeq and is a predicted model, not a curated record. The transcript has 6 exons. Gene Ontology annotation, molecular function: heme transmembrane transporter activity; heme binding. NCBI's taxonomy places the organism in Eukaryota, Metazoa, Arthropoda, Insecta, Neuroptera, Chrysopidae. The coding region runs from base 7 to 1176 and encodes 389 amino acids. Gene Ontology annotation, cellular component: membrane.